Messenger RNA from Botrytis byssoidea, 1656 nucleotides. RefSeq lists its product as uncharacterized. The transcript is spliced from 2 exons. Bases 1 to 1656 code for a protein of 551 amino acids. Lineage: Eukaryota; Fungi; Ascomycota; Leotiomycetes; Helotiales; Sclerotiniaceae. The record is from RefSeq and is a predicted model, not a curated record.
AUGGGUAUUUGCGCCUUGUGUCUCGCCAUUCCUGUAGAGCCGAUUCUCAAUAGGGAUCUUGAGGAAUUUUCACAUGUUCAUCAUCUUUCAGUGAAAGGUCUCGAGAUAUCCGCAACAAACUGUCACAUAUGUGCCUUAUUCUAUGGUGCUAUUUCUUCCACUCCAUCUCGUAACGAAGGGCAGAAGACUUAUUUGAAGAUAGACCGAAAACAAGGGGCUUCUACCCAUCUUAGAAAUCCUAUUUCCUACCAAGUGGGAAGGGAUGGACAGUAUGGCACACCACCUCGACUAGUAGGGACGCAGCAAAACGAUGAUCGUUAUACAAAGUACCUUGCGUUGACACAUUGUUGGGGAAAGGAAAUGCCAGAGGCUGCAACAACAAAAACCAGGACACUUAAGCGGCGCUUGCUCUCUAUUCCUUUCAAGACGCUACCUCGAACGUUUCGUGAUGCGAUCACUAUUACUAGACGUCUCGGACUACAAUACCUAUGGAUUGAUUCUUUGUGCAUUGUUCAAGACUCUCUGCAGGAUUGGCAACAAGAAUCAGCUAAGAUGGGAAAAAUCUAUUCCCAUGCAUACUGCACGAUUGCAGCAGCGGCAGCAACCAACUGUGAAGGGGGCCUCUUUGCAUUACAUAGCGAGCUACCAUUGCUUCCUCAAGCCCCCAAUCAGCCUGGAAUUCUUUUCAAGACUCCUUAUCCCGGAUGGGACAAUCUUUAUAGCAAAAGUACACUGAUCCAAAGAAGCUGGACCCUACAGGAGCGUGAACUUUCGCCCAGAAUUUUACACUUCACUAAACACACCUUGCUUUUUGAGUGCCGAGAAGCUCGAAUAUCCGAUCAUACCCAUGAACUGAAUAGCAACAAAUGGGCUUUGAAAUCUAGUCUUUCACGAUAUGUCUUGAACUCAAGUGUAAGGUGUCUCGACAAGAUCCACGAGGGUCGUCCGCACCACGAUGUAGUAACUGAAAAGUGUCAUGAACUUUGGCGAAAGAUGGUACAGGAUUAUAACAACCGUAGACUCACGCAUCGCUCCGACAAGUUCCCGGCGCUUUCUGGUCUGGCUCUCGAAUUUGCAUAUCUUUUGAAUGACGAAUAUGUAGCUGGGUUAUGGAAAAAGGACAUUGUCAGAGGUUUAUGUUGGAAAUGGUUAUCAAAUCGUGCGAGGCAACAAAGUACGCAUAACUAUGGACCAUCAUGGUCUUGGGCCAAGAUGAAUGUCCCGAUAACGUAUGGCCUUCUAAGAGAAGACCGGGUCUUCGAAUCGAGGACCAACAGAGGACAAUUUGUUCAUGUACCAGUAGACUCACGAAUUGCUGAUCCGGAAAUUUUACACAUUAGUAUUGUGCCCGAAGGGGAAGACCCUCGUGGAACUCUUAUCUCAGGGAGAAUAUACCUUCGCGGGCAAUUGCUUCAAUUACAACGCUCUAAAACUGGUGACUAUUCUAUAGAUGUCGAAUCAUUACCAAUUAUAUUUGAUCAUUUACCCCAACCACCGGUAGACCUAUAUUUGAUGAGCUUAGGGCGAACAAAUGUAGGACUAGUUCUACAGGUAUUUGAACAUAGUAGCAAGGAAUACAAUCGAGUAGGGGUAAUUGCUCCAACGGAAUGGGAAUGGUUCAAAGAUAUCAAAUUUGAAAAUAUAACACUUGUCUAG